Messenger RNA from Paramecium pentaurelia, 2809 nucleotides. The record is from the annotation of a GenBank genome assembly. Lineage: Eukaryota; Ciliophora; Oligohymenophorea; Peniculida; Parameciidae.
AUGUAUCUGUCCAAAUUAAUUAGACUCUUUAGAAUAAAGGAACCUUUUUUAUCUCAAUAAGAAAUAGAUCAGGAAUAAGAGGCCUUGAUAUAAGUUUAAAAGAAGAUUAAUUUUGUUAUGGAGAUCUUUAAAAGCGUACUAGAGUUUCUAUUGGGAUAUAGGUUAUUACCAAAUUUGUAUGCAUUAACAUUUUUCCUAUUAUCUCUAUCAAGUUUAAGCUCAAUAAUAUUAAUACAUUUAAAAACCAAAAUAAAUCCACUUAUUAGGGUUUUACAUUCAUUAUUGUUUACAGCACUUUAUUUGUAUAAAUUUUAAACGUCAGAUUUUUUGUUUAUUUAUUUGAUUUAUGUUUCCUCAGCAAUAGAAUUGGAUGCAAUGAAAGUGUUCUAUUAUUUAGGAUUUUAAGUUAUUUAUGAAACAUUAAAACCUGAAAAUUUUGUAUUAAAUAAUGGUGAACAAAUAUUCUCUUGGUUAAUUUUAUGUACAAUUUAUCUAAAUUUAUUUGUGACAAAUAAAAAAAAAUUAUCUGUUACAUUUCCAUAAUUUAGUAUUGCAAAAGAUGCAGAAAGCUAUGAUGAAUAAUUAUUUGAUAUUAAUGAAAAACAGUACCUUAUUAUUUUAAAUGUAAAUUAUUAUUGAUAUUUAAUAAUAGGUAAGAAAUCAUGAAGUUUUAUAUGUAAAUAAACCAUUUCUAAAAUAAUUCGGAGCUUAAACUAAUAUUUUAAGAAAAUUAGAAUAAUUCAUUCUUCAGACUGAUCAUGAAUAUAACAUUGAUGGUAAUAAAUCAACUGAUCAUUAUUUUACUAAAUCUACAAAUAUAUUAGAAAGUCUUAAUCAUUAAGAUCUAUUUUUAUAGACACCAUUUGUUGCUUAGGCAUAAUUGGAUAAUUAAACAUAUAAGAUAAAUAUGUAAUAAUGUACUUGGAAGGGAUAAUAAAGUUAUGCAAUUACUAUUAUUAACAUAACAGAUGAUUAAAUGGUUAUGGAAUUGAAGAAAUUAGAUUCUUAUAAAGAUAAUAUCCUUGCCACUGUUAGUCAUGAUUUAAAAAAUCCUAUAGGAGCUAUUUAUUAAACUCUUUUAUUUGUUUAAGAGGAUUUAUAAAAAUUAAUUCAAUAACAAUAAGAUUUAUAAUAAAGUGUUUAAUUUAUAGAUAUUUGCAUCAAUAAUAUCUUAUUUUUAUAAAGUUUUGUUAAGGAUUUAUCUGAUUUUUAGAUGAUAAAAAUGUAAAAAUUAAAGGUAUUAAUAACAGAAUUUGAUAUUUUACAUCUUUGUUAGUAAAUUUAAUAAGCUUUUCAAUUGUAAUUAUAAAUAAAGUAAAUUGAAUUUCAUAUUAAAAAUAAAGCAGAAGACACUUUAAUUAAAAAUGAUGAAGUUAGAUUAAAAUAAGUUUUAUUUAAUUUAAUUUCUAAUUCUUCCAAAUUUACAUCUAAUGGACAAAUAUCAUUACAUAUUACAGAUAACAAUCAGGAUAUUUAAGAAUUUUAUGUUAAUGUUAAAAAUUAAAUGAAACAAAAUAAAUCUAAACAAAGUUUAUGUUAAUUAGAUGAAUAAUUAAAUAAUUUAAUAUUAAUUACUGUUUCAGAUACAGGAGUUGGUAUUAGUGAUGAAGUUAAAGGUUAAUUAUUCAAAAGCUACAGUACAUUUGAUGGUGAGAAAAAAUAGAAUAGGUAAAGAAAUCUUCAAAUAAUAGGAAUGGAGUAGGACUAGGAUUAAUGAUUAGCAAAUAGUUGUGUGGAUAUAUUGGACCUUUGAAAUACAUUUAUAUUAACAGUAGAAUUGGAGUUGGAACCAAUUUUUAGUUUGUUAUUUAUAGAAUUCAUCAUGAUGAUAUUGACAAUGUUGAUGAUUAACCAAUUUAAAUUCAUUAAGUCAGAUAUUAGAAAAUACCUAAGUAAACACCUUAAAAUAAAUAAAGAAGUGUUUUGCUAGUAGAUGAUGAACUAUUCAAUAAUGCAACUAAUAAAUAGUUGUUUUAGUAAUGUGGAGUCAAUUAAAUUUAGAUAGCUUAUUCUGCCAGUGAAGCAAUCUAGAUGGUAAAAUAAAAGUAAUUUGAUAUAAUAUUACUUGAUAUCAAUUUACCAGAUAAGAGUGGAAUAUCAUGUAUAAGGGAUUUUAAGAAAUUUAACAGAAAUGCUAAAAUUUAUAUACUUAGUGCAUUUGAUGAUUAAGAAACAAGAUAGCAGUGUAUAAAAGAAGGAGCAGAUCGUUUAUUUUAAAAACCAUUAACAUAAAAAUAAAUAUUAAAUAUAUUAUGAAAGCAUCAAAAUACUAAAUAGAAAAUCGUGAUUAUAAUAUAAUCACAUGUGUAGAUUUUCAUCCUUCUUAGCAACCCUUACCUCCUUUAAGGAAAUUGGGUCAUUCUUAAGAUCAUCCAUUCCCAAAAAAAGCAAAAUUUGAAGUUGCAUAAGAAUAAGCAUAAAUGCAACAGACAUAAAAUACAAGAGACAAUAAAUCUCAAUAAGAAAUUAGAACAGUUAAACCUGGAUCAAUGAUGAAUGUUUCAUCAGUUAAAUUUGACUUUAUUUCUUUCACUUAGGCAAAAUCACAACCCUUUAAUGAUCUCAAAUAAGAGAUGAAAAUUUUGCAUAAAAAAAAAGUAUAAAUCAAAAUAUCUAUAUUUAGGGAGGAAUGGGUGAAAUUGCUGAUCUAGGAGGAUUGUGCUAUCCCAAUUUUAAUAAAGAAUAUUAAGAAAAAAUUAAAGAAAAUUAAACUGUUUUCAGAAAACAAAAAGGGGAUUAUCCUGCUGUAACUGAUCCUAAGUUCUCUUAUGGUCCUUUUAUGAAACCCUUUAAAAAAUACAAAUUUUGA